Messenger RNA from Gadus chalcogrammus (walleye pollock), 4385 nucleotides. RefSeq names its product solute carrier family 16 member 3b (gene slc16a3b). The transcript is spliced from 6 exons. NCBI's taxonomy places the organism in Eukaryota, Metazoa, Chordata, Actinopteri, Gadiformes, Gadidae. Gene Ontology annotation, cellular component: membrane. Gene Ontology annotation, biological process: transmembrane transport; monocarboxylic acid transport. The record is from RefSeq and is a predicted model, not a curated record. Bases 222 to 1700 code for a protein of 492 amino acids. Gene Ontology annotation, molecular function: monocarboxylic acid transmembrane transporter activity.
GAUGCGUCAUCGCCGAGGAGGAGAGGGGUUCUACAUCACCUGAGAUGGAGAAAUUGGUUCAAUCCUCAAGCGCUCCCCCAGCCAGCUCAUUCCCUCACUGCCCCGGUGACAGCUCGUGAAACAAGUGGUUAAGUGGCGGACGACGCGAGUUUGAUUCCACAACCCUAAAUCCUAACGUCUCCGGUCAGCUGUGACAUCACCAUCGCAAUCAGAGGUGCAUCAUGGGAGGUGUAGUCCUGGACGAGGGGCCUGCGGGGGUGAAGGCUCCAGACGGGGGCUGGGGCUGGGCUGUGCUGGCAGGCUGCUUCGUCAUCACAGGCUUCUCAUAUGCCUUCCCCAAGGCCGUAAGCGUCUUCUUCAAGGAGUUGAUCCAUGAGUUUCACGUGGGCUACAGCGACACCGCCUGGAUAUCCUCUAUACUGCUAGCCAUGCUCUACGGGACAGGCCCUUUGUGCAGUGUGCUGGUCAACAGGUUCGGCUGCCGGCCGGUGAUGAUGGUCGGAGGGCUGUUCGCCUCCCUGGGGAUGGUCCUGGCCUCCUUCGCCACCAGUAUCAUACACCUGUACAUUUGCAUCGGAGUCAUUACAGGACUGGGUCUGGCCCUGAACUUCCAGCCCUCUCUGAUCAUGCUCAACCGCUACUUCAGCGAGAAGCGUCCGCUGGCCAACGGGCUGGCGGCGGCCGGCAGCCCCGUGGCCCUGUGCUGCCUGUCCCCGCUGGGCCAGUACCUCCAGUUCCAGUACGGCUGGAGGGGCGGCUUCAUGAUCCUGGGGGGCAUCCUCCUCAACUGCUGCGCCUGUGGGGCCCUCAUGAGGCCCCUGCUGCCCCCCAAGGCGCCCAAAGACGCGGAGGGCGAGGUGAAGGAGAUCCAGGAGGAGAACCCGCAGCCGGCCAAGAAGAAGAAGCUGCUGGACUUCAGCGUGUUCCGGGACCGCGGCUUCCUCAUCUACACGGUGGCCGCCUCCGUCAUGGUGCUGGGGCUGUUCGUGCCGCCUGUGUUCGUGGUGAGCUACGCCAAGGAGCUGGGCAACGCCGACACCAAGUCGGCCCUGCUCCUCACCACCCUGGGCUUCGUGGACAUGUUCGCCCGGCCCCUCUGCGGCGUGAUCGCGGGGCUCAAGUGGGUGCGGCCCCGGUGCGUCUACCUGUUCAGCUUCGCCAUGAUCUUCAACGGCGUCACAGAUAUCGUCGGGUCGCAGGCCACUGACUACCCAGGGCUGGUGUUGUUCUGCAUCUUCUUCGGCAUCUCCUACGGCAUGGUGGGAGCGCUGCAGUUCGAGGUGCUCAUGGCCAUCGUGGGAACGGAGAAGUUCUCCAGCGCCAUCGGCCUGGUGCUGCUGAUGGAGGCCAUCGCCGUGCUAGUGGGGCCCCCCGGCGCAGGGCGUCUGUUGGACGCCACCAAGAACUACAUGUACGUGUUCCUGCUGGCCGGGUGCGAGGUGGUGGUGGCCGCCUUCAUCAUCGCCCUGGGGAACUUCUUCUGCCUCAAGAAGAAGCAGGACCAGGAGCCAGAGUCCCGGCUCGAGAUGGCCAUGAGCGCCUGCGAAAAGGAGGGGCUUAACCACGAGGAGACGGGCUCAGAGGAGGGCCCCGAGACACAGAACGAAGACGAGGGCAAGGCGGCCGGGCCCCAGGAGAAGACGGUGAAUGGCUUGGCGGGGGAGAUCGAAGGAGAGGUGAAGCCAGAGAACGGUUUAUGAAGUGAAGGACACAAAGGAGAACGAGGGGAGGAGUCGCCCUGCUGAAGAGGACAUUUGAGUUGAGAAUGCCAAGCGCCAGGGUGGGUGAGACAUGGGAGAGAGGGAGAAUAAAUCUUCACAGUGCGUUUUGUUUGUGUUCUAUGUUAAGAGGUGUCGCACUGUAACAAACACAAAAACACGAGUUGCUGACUCAACUCACAUCUGCACAGUUUGGGCACAUUUCCUUGCUCACUCAGUGUUCGCCUUUUUCCAUUUCUGACGUUUUUUUCUCAAUCUGUAACGCUACCUUUCCAAUACUGUUUUGGUGUCAACUUUUAUUUUGGAGGCGUGUUUCUGAGGUUCGUUCUGCAGAACCUCACCUGUUAUGUUCUCACGUUCAGAUACCACUUGGGAAUAAGGCUGGGCAUUACAGUUAACAACCAAAGUGUUUUAUAAUCAAUAGUGGGUUCUGUCCGAGCCUGUGGUUAGUGGGCAAUUAGCUUACCACAGGGGAACUACAUACUGUAGUACUAUUAUUUUGCCAGUGUGCUACGAAAUUGGUAUUUUGCAGUGGUGUUGUUACUGUUUUACUUGUGUCCAAUUGUGUCUUAUAAGGCAUGUGUGCUGAUCAAACUUAAAUUAUUUUCAUAACAUAAUUCACGUAUUCUUGGCAAUGAAGUUCCUCUAAAUUAUUGCACUUGUUCUGAUGGUGCUGUUGGCGUAACGUGAAGUGUGUGCGUGUAUGGUUGUGUGUUUUGUCAUCGUUUGACAUUUGCAAGGAACUUUCAUGUUAUCUGUUAUGACAUUGAGAAUUGCAACACACACAAGUGUAUUUUACUGUUCGAAGUCAAGUACACAAUACACAGCUGUGAUGAAGUAUUGAUUAACUACCCAUGAAGGCAUUGUGUGAAAGUGACGGCUGGUCAAUAGACGGAUGAUGCUCCUCAUUGUAGACAGUGAACACGAUAAUGAAUGGCUAUAAUCCUUGAGUUCAAGACCAUUGUAAGGAGCAUAAGGGCCCUUUUGUUCAUAUUGAACUGCACCCUAUUCAAUGACCCAUCAGUGAUUGCUUUAUGGGGGUUACCCACUGUUACGAAACAGGUCCUCUCUACCAGAUGUGCUUUAAAUGCACGGUGCAAAGAACGCCAGCUUCGACUGCCAUUACAGAUUACAGUUCAUGAUUCCUCACAAAAAAAAAUAACUGAACAGAAUAAAACAAUAUUUAUACACAUUCCGAUUCUACGAGUACAGCAGAUGUGGUCGAUGUUGGACAAAAAGUGCGAAAAUGGUACAAGUACUUAAUUUAUUUACAGGUUUUAAAGUACACAAAUACAGUGGCAAAUACAAAGAGAAAGUAGAUCUUAUGGAGCCGGUACCUUGGAUAAACAUAACUGUUGCAUGGCCAGCCAAACCGACCACGUGUCAAAAUGAUCCCUUAAGGGGAAGAAUGAAGAGCAGUGAGGCUCAAUAUCAACAGGCUUCCCAUGGUUCAGGACAUGGUCAGAAAGGCGUAGAAAGCUUCAGGAGACUGGCUGGUUCCCAUACAAGUCCGGGUAAAUACUAACCGCCCUUCGCCCAAACUAGUUUGCUGGCUUAAACCUGUCAAGUAUUAGUAGUAGUUCUUGACUCAAUAGAAAUUUGUGAACAAUACACUUAUAAUGCUUUGAAUGCCCCCGUCUCUGAUUAGCCACAUCCAUGUAGGUCAUAUCAGAUCCCUUUAUUGGAUAUUUCCUCCAAGGCGAAAGAAAUAAAGAUUCAGACAAUGACUUUCUGGACUCACAUUAUUUUCUUUGCUUAAAAACAGACAAAGAAAAACAAAAAGAUUCUUGUUAAGCAACGAGUGCCUCGUCCUCAUCCAUUUAGUGGUGAGCUGGCUGUGGCGUUCCAUAAUUGAUCCUGUACUACCUCUAUGUGCAGGGACGUAACCAGGGACUAUACAAUACUAAUGCUUCCGUGUAAGUAAACCCCCAAAUCACUUUCAGUUAAUAAAACGGGCUCCCCUCACUGCUACAGAACCCAAAGUGUUCGUUUUUCCUUCACGACAUUCCAGAUGGCAUCUUUUUGAAUCUCCAGGUUGGAGUUUUCUGCUAAAACUGGGGUUUACUUAUUUAUCCUCAAGUAUCACCUGCAUGUUGCCACCACCAUUUAAUUUUUGCGUGGGAAAAUGUUUCAAAUCAAAUGCUAAAAUAUUGUCACUUUUAGAAUCACGGCUAGAUCCUUUUAGUAUUUAGAAGUUCACGCAGUUGCGUGCAAGUUGAAUUACUAAAACGAGUCAGGCUGUAUCUCAAGUACAUUAAUACAAUAACAAUUUGAUCCACCACAUCGUUCCCUGACUUUAAUUAAGCGGGAAUGUCAAACUGCAAGGUGCUCCUUAUAAAAGGACUACGUUAGUUUGAAAGGGGACGAGAAUUUAAAAUGACAGAGGGAUGGGGCGUCUGCGUCCGAGGUGUAACUCACAGCCCUGCCUAUGUUGCUUCAUGACGUGUCAACGACAAAAAACUACUUGGGGGUAGAGCCACUGGUUAUCAUGACGCAAAACAAAACUACCCCUGCAUUUUAACCCCCCCCCCCCCCCCCCCCCCCCCAACACCAGGCAAGUUGCCUGGAUGGAGUUGAAGAGAGGAUAGAGGAUGCCUUUUUUUUUUUUUUCAUCUAAACCAAUAGACAAAUAAGGGGCAAAAAAAAAAAAAAAAAAGGACAUGUACA